AUGGUAGCGUCUGCAGCAGCUGUGUUAGCAGGGCAACACGAGGGUGGGUUAGAGAGGAGGCUCAUUAAGCGGGAAGAGGGCAAGGCACAGCAGUACGAGUGCAAAUACUGCCCCCUUGUCUUCUCUGGUGCCGCCAUCCGUUGCGCGCAACACCUGACGUCAUGGAAGAACAUGAAGCGCCGGGAGGUGACACUUUGCAAGAAUGCACCGGCUGAUGUUCGCCUCGCGAUGAAGUCCAUGUAUGAGAAGAAGGCCGCUGAUUCAGAGGAGAGGCGUAGAUCGACUGAGGCUGCGAUUGCCUCGGUGCACCCAAGCGGGAAGCGGUCCCGCAUAACCGACUAUCUCGAUGGUGAUGCAGCAGCGAAAAAGCGCGAUGCACAUCAGUCGCUGGCGCUGAUGUUUGCGGGAUGUCACAUCGCGGAGCAAAUCGUAGACCAUCCUCUCUUCGUCAACGCAAUGAGGGACGUCGCCCGCGCCGGCGACGGUUAUGUUCCUCCAGGGCGGAAGUACAUCGGCGGAACAGGUCUGCAAGCAUGCCGCCGUGGCAUCGAAAGCGGUUUGGUGGGCAUCAAAGCAAGCUGGAAAAAGACUGGAGUAACCGUCGCGUCCGACAUGAUGACGGACAGGGCCGGGAGGCCGCAGGCGAAUGUCUUCCUCGUUAACGACGCGGGCGCCGUGAUGCAUGUGUGCGUGGACCGCAACAUGGAGAAGAAGACGGGGGGUUAUAUUGCGGGGUUACUGAAGCCCGUGGUGGAGGAGGUGGGUGCGGAGAACAUCGUCGCCUUUUGUAUGGACGGGGGCUCCAACUACGCGGCUGCCUGCCGGCAGAUGAUUGCGGAAUGGCCCCACAUCCAGAUUGUCCCUUGUGCGACCCACAUCCUGGAUCUCCUCAUGGAGGAUGUGGGGAAGCUUGGGUGGGCGAAAAGGGUGGUGGAGCGGACUGGGGAAAUGAGUUCGUUCGUCCGCAACCACCACUGGACGCGGGGGUACUUGCGGACGCCGGAGCUGGUGGAGGGGACCGUGAAGCAGGCGCUGAAGCCAGCGGGGACUCGCUUCGGCACCCAGUAUAUAUCGGUGUCCCGUCUUUGUGCCCUUCGUAACACCCUUACGCAGAUGGUGCUCUCCGACCUGUGGAAAGCUUGGGCGGCGGGGGAUGCGGAUCGAAAGAAAGCAGCGGAUGGGUUUGCCGCGCUGGUACUCGAUGCGGCUUGGUGGAAGACCGCCGAGUUCUUCGUGAAGCUCAUGAAGCUCCCCUUCAUGGCAAUGCGGCAGACGGAUGGGGAAGCUAAGGGGAUGAUGGGGCGAAUGUACGACGUUAUGCUCCAACUUACCGAGGAUGUGGAGGCCAUUGUCGAGGCGGAUGAGGAGCAGCUGUCCAGCACCAACAAGCAGCAGAUCCGGAAAAUCCUGAAAGACAGGUGGGACGGGAGUCUUGCAUGCGCCAUGCACGUGGCGGGACGCAUCCUCAACCCCGCCAACCAAGAGGAGGACAUCUUCGGCGGGGAUGCGGAAUGCACAAGGGUGUUCAAGGCGUUCCUCACCAAACAUGCGGAGUUCCUCUCCAAUCGGGGGAAGGAGGGGGAUGAUGAGUGCGACUAUUUACUCGCAUUGGGGGACCAGCUGAGGUCUUUCCUUGACCUCAAAGGGAGUUUCGGGAUGCCUGAAGCCAUUGCACAGAGGGAGAAGGUAAAGGCGGGCACGUACAGCAUGGUUAAGUGGUGGCAGUGGAAUGGGACGGAUGCGCCGCAGCUGGCGACGCUCGCCGUAAGGAUUCUCUCGCAGCCCGUCUCGGCAUCUCCGUGUGAGCGUGGAUGGGCGAAGUGGGAAUCAGUCCACACUGCGCGGCGGAACCGUCUCGGAUCCGCUAAGUGCUCGGAUUUGGUGUACGUCACGCACAACUGGAACGUUGUGCGCGGAUGGCACACGCGCCAUGAUGUUAUGCCGGGAGUUGUGCGCGGGAAUGAGGUGGAGCCGCCAAUCCCCGCUGGCUACAAGAUCGCGGAAGAGAUGGAGGAGGAGGAAGGUGAGGACGAGGUCUUGGCGGACGAGUAUGAGUAG
Molecule: messenger RNA, 2058 nt
Organism: Closterium sp. Naga37s-1
Lineage: Eukaryota; Viridiplantae; Streptophyta; Zygnematophyceae; Desmidiales; Closteriaceae
Source: the annotation of a GenBank genome assembly